Molecule: messenger RNA, 4292 nt
Organism: Phragmites australis (common reed)
Lineage: Eukaryota; Viridiplantae; Streptophyta; Magnoliopsida; Poales; Poaceae
Product: zinc finger CCCH domain-containing protein 7-like
Exons: 6
Coding region: 159-2210 (683 amino acids)
Biological process (GO): negative regulation of DNA-templated transcription
Cellular component (GO): nucleus
Molecular function (GO): RNA binding; metal ion binding
Source: RefSeq, a predicted model, not a curated record
AGCAGCGCCACCUAUUUGCCGCCUCCCAUUGCGAUGGGUUUUCUUCCCCUCUACUCGUCGAGCCGUCGUCGCCGCCGCCGCCGGCGAGCUCCCGCGGCGAGGCGAGCCGCCGUCUCAGACCCUAGGCCCUAGCUGCAGCCCGCCCGGUCUGCUUCACCAUGGAGGACGCCGUACCUACGCUGCCCUUGGCGCCAUCCCCCGCCCUCUUCGCCGCCGCGGUCGCGUUCACUCGCCGGCGGUCACACCUCGACAGCGCCUCCUACCGCGCGCUCUCACGCCUCUUCUCUCACUGUUUGCACCUCCACCCAUCGCGCCGCGAGGGCCCCGCGCCGCCCGACGCCGAGCCCGCCGCCGCGAACCCUACCGUCGUGGAGUCCGGCGAUCCCCCGCAGGCGCCUAAGGACGCCGAUUUUGAUCGGCGGAAAAAUGUGGGAAAAGAGGCGGCGGCUGCGGGAGGCCCUUCGCGCCACGAGACCGUCUCGCCCGCGAGGGAUCAACCCGCCGCGGCGAACCCUACCGUUUGCCCGGGUGAGGCUGAGGCUCCGCAGGGCUCGCUGGAGGAUGUGGACGAGGUAGUUGUUGUAGAAAGCACCAGCGGUAAGACCGGCACCAGGGGUGAGGAGUCGGGGGCUGGAGCUGGACUGGUGGUGGAAGAAGAGGCUUUGAAGUCGGUGAAGGCUUGCCUGGAGGGAGAGGUUGACGAAUCGGUAGAGGGAGCCGUGGUUAAUGACGAUGGACAGCUGCUGCUUGACGCGAUUAUGACCAACUUUACAGAGCUGAUUGAUGAUGUUGGUGCUGGCGCAAUGCCAGCGCAGAGUUCUGCAGUUUCUGGAGGCGAGCUGCAGAGUAACAGGGCAUCUGAGGAGUUGAAACAAUCGGGAGAUGGGAUUGAAGACACCAGGCCUGUGAGCAAUUCAGAUAGCAGGCAGAUCGAUGGUGGUGGUUUCGAAGAAGGAGAGAUCGAGGGUGAGCUGCAGGAUUUGGAUUCAGAAGAAUUUGGAGAUUCGGAGCUUGGAGAUAAAGAUGAGAAAUUGGAAGGGGAUUCUGUUAGCAGAGGCUCAGGGGCAAAUGAAUCUUGUGACCAUGAUACCAGGUGUGGGAAUUUGCAUUUGACAUCUGAAAUCAAAAGAAAUGGCUAUCCUACACUGAACAAAGAUGCUAGUGUCAGGGAUGAUGCGCAAAUGUGUGUUACCAGGGCUCAAGCUGUCAGUUAUGAUGAAGUUGUGGAUUGGAAUGAGACACCGCUGCCUAACAAUGAGGCUCCCAACCCUGGGAAGAAGAGAAAACACCAUUUGACAGAAGCGAGAAAGGCUCAGAAGACGAAAAGGAAAAGAAUUAAUAGAGCACAGCAACAGAUAACUGAAGGAGUCAACAAACUGAUACUUAAACCUGUUAUAAAGCCAAAGCCAGUGAAAAAAUGCCACUUCUAUGACCAUGGGAAGUGCCAGCAGGGCAAUAGUUGCAAGUUCUCCCAUGAUUUUACACCUUUGACAAAAUCUAAGGCCUGCUCACAUUUUGCACGUGGUUCUUGUUUGAAAGGAGAUGAUUGUCCAUAUGAUCAUGAGUUGUCAAAGCACUGUUGCCAUAACUUUAAAAAUGGAAUGUGCUUCAGAGGUGAUAAAUGCAAAUUUUCUCAUGUGAUGCCAACUACAGAAGGUACUUCACCACCAGACGCAAAGAAAUCUGAUGCUUCGUUGGCAUUUGAAAAAACAAACCUCAGAGAUCAUACAAGUAGCCAGAAAACCUCAACAGUUCACAAUGGUGAACCUGUGAUCUCUGCUCCUACCAAACAACAGUAUUCCACUCAUAAAUACCUGGCUGGCAUCUCGUUCAACUCUCAAAAAGUUUCUACUCGUAUUCCGAAGGGUGUGCAGUUUCUUCCCUUCAGUAAAGGUGGAUCAAAUUCGAGCAGCCUGCAUCAGGAUGCUUUGUCCAUUGAGAUGCAUAGGAAUGCAAAUGGCAGCCAACAUCAAUACCUUGGAGGACAGCAAACAGAAGAGCAAAAAAAUGUGAAGCAAAAUGGCCAGAAACCAGUUCCACUGCUAGAUGAGAAUAAUUCAUCAAAACAAGCUACUAUGCAUCCAUGUUCAGACCCAAAGAAAGCUAGUUUACCUAAUUCUACCGCAACACCUGGAUCAAUACACACUCAGCAUGAAGUCUCAGAGGCCUCUAGGAUUUUGCAGGAGUUCUUGUUUGGUGCUGGCAGUUAGAGGAAAGUAUGAAUGUACUAUUUUGCCUUUUGAUACCUCUAUAUUACACUUAUGUUUGUGUGCUAUAGUAAGUCAAUACAAAAUUUUGCCAUUUGCAGUACAUGGAUUGAAUUCAUGCCCAUGAACAUACAAGUCUUCUGAUACUCUGCUACCAGCUUCCUUACCUGUUUUUGGCUUUUUGCUAGGCCAACAGGAGUAUAAUUCUGUAGGCAAAUGUAUAUCAAUGCUUAGUUACCAAUAAAGUAGACUUAGGACUUAUUUUACAGAAGUUGGCAAAGAUUUACUAUGGGUCUAUGAAGAAUGACUAUUAUGGACUUACUGAACUUCUGUUCAACCCACAUGGUAGUUACAUGGAGCAAAUAGUUUCUUACACUGGAUGUAAGCUUACUGGUAUGACAAAUGCCUUCUUGAAUCAGUACUUGCGUGAACUAGCUAUGACAUGUGAUUGUUAUGGAUACCUCCGUGAACUAACUUUGACAUGUAAUUCUAAUGAACUGCACUUUGCAAGUCAUUUCUCAGUUAAGAUGCAGACUUUAUACUUUUCCCCUCAUGCAGUUUAUGUGAAUUUGCACAUAAUAUUAGUUCAUGACUCCUCAACUAUCUGCAUGUUCUUGCCUACGUUGGUUGAUAUUCAUUAUAUUGACCUGUACAUAGUUCCUCUGGUUAAAUUUAUUGAUGCUGUUCUUUUUAAUGAAAACUUGCACGUCAAAGUCAUUUCUCAGUUAGAUGCAGACUUUAUGCUUUUCCCCUCAUGCAGUUUAUGUGAAUUUUGACAUAAUAUUGGUUCAUGACUCCUCAACUAUCCCCAUGUUCUUGCCUACGUUGGUCGAUAUUCAUUAUAUUGACUUGUACAUAAUUCCUCUGGUUAAAUUUGUUGAUGCUGUUUUUUUUUAAAAAGAAAACUUCUCAUGGUCUCUAUGCAGCAACUUUGACCAUUAUAUUAUGCCGUGAUAUAUUCAUGGUGGUUAUAAAAGUUGAAGAUUUGCAAGGACUGGAGUGCUAUACCAUAACUGACAAGAGGGCUUCUUCAGUUAAUUCCUUGUGAAUUAUUUCUUGCGACUAUGGAUUGAAUGAUGAUUUUAUCCACAGCUUUGCCAUGGAAAACUAAUGUGAUUCCUUUGUUUUGAUGUCAUGGAAAAGUUGAACUCUAAUUCACGAGGUAACACAAUGGGACUUGAUUUGUCAUUAUUCAGUUUCUAACGACUGUUUUUUGUGGCACCUCUCCUGUCAGGCGGGUUCAGUACAUUUCUUUCUGUUGCAAGAUGCUUCCCCAUGAAAAUGUACUGCGUGUGGGAUGAUUUCUCCAGCUGCUUUGCUAUGAAGCUUCUGCCUUGAUCAUAAGAAGAGGUGGAAGACUUUUUUCAUGCCAGGGAAUCCAGAUUCCUCCAUGCAAAAAGCUUUACGUUGUUGCCACGUGAUCAUGGCAGCUACCGCGAUUGCAAUUAGUCGUGUAUCGCCAUGAUUUUGAGCACAUGCGUGGCAGACUUAUGGAUCCUUAACUGGAGACCAAUGUUAGCCUGGUACAGUGUAUGGUUUGAACUUACAUGCAUGCAUCCUAUCCCAGGGCAGAUGCUAGAGGCCCCAGAUAUGAGCUGGACCUGUAUGGUUGUUGCUUGGCCUCAAAAUCGGUUCGGUCUGUCCGGUGCCUACUUGCUGUCAAAAUCUCGGCAGCUGUUGCAUGAAUUCAGAAUUACAUUCACAUGAUAACUGAGAGGGCUCACAUGCUGUUUUAUCAGUUCCAGCAUGCCAUGCAAGCAGACAUGUGACUUAUGCCCCUCGAGUCCUGCUUGGCUGCUGUCAAAUGACCAAUUGACUGUGACUCUCUAUCUCACCAAGCAGUCGAUUUUUUCUAUUUCUCAUAUGAUGAUGCCGUAUCCCGUGGAUCAGAUUGCGGUCCGCAAAUCUGCAUUUUGUGUUCUGUAUUCGUGUUGCUGCUUUGUUUAUGGGAGUGGUUAAGGUGUAAUUGUCAGUUUAAUUUUUUACCAAGAAUGUGGCUGAGUUGUGUGGCUUGUUAUGCUGAAUGAUGGCCAGUGAGUACUCGGGUAUCCCUGUCACUUCUGAAAGCUAUUGACUUGAAAUCAA